This is a messenger RNA of Xenopus laevis (African clawed frog), 637 nucleotides long. RefSeq names its product interferon gamma (gene ifng.S). NCBI's taxonomy places the organism in Eukaryota, Metazoa, Chordata, Amphibia, Anura, Pipidae. The record is from RefSeq and is a predicted model, not a curated record. The transcript has 4 exons. Gene Ontology annotation, biological process: defense response to virus; humoral immune response; adaptive immune response. Bases 75 to 626 code for a protein of 183 amino acids. Gene Ontology annotation, molecular function: type II interferon receptor binding; cytokine activity. Gene Ontology annotation, cellular component: extracellular region.
CAGUUCAGUAACCUGGACCUGGUAAUACACUAAUUUUAUCACUACGACUGAAACACAAUCCUCAAUUAGAGACAAUGAGACAAUCAUAUAGGCUGCUCUGUCUCAGUGUGAUUAUUUAUUUUGUUGGACACAUCUCUGGAUUUUCUGUAAAUCUAAAGGAUGCAAGCAUUGCCACUGAAGAAAUGAGAAAACACUUUAAAUCCAUUGACCAUGAGGGUGACAAUAAUGGCCUUGUGUUUCAGAAGUUUUUUGACUCUUGGAAGGAGGAAGGAGAGAAAAAAAUUCUACUGAGCCAGAUUGUUCCAGUUUAUUUGAAGAUUAUUGAUGCCAUUUCUAAAAUGAAUUUGAAAAAUGAAGAACUACAACCGAGCAUUAGAAACCUCAAAAUGAUGCUUAAUACAAUAUAUGACGACUUGCUAAAGCAAACCGACCUGAAACUCAGAGGCCUAAAUGGUCUAAAGACUAUACAGGUGGAAGAUGUUAAAACCCAACAUGCUGCUAUUAAAGAACUUUUCAUGGUUCUGAGAGAACUGUCGGUAAUGGAAGACACGAAAAACCAGGAGGUUAAAAAGCAAAAACGUGAUUUUCAGCGAAAAGAUAGAAGAAGAAGAUAUAAUACUAUAUAAUAGAAUCAACC